GACUUGGACUUGGAAAUCUGUGUUCUAUAUAUUAUCUACCAUCUCGAUUGCCCCUUGGAUUGGAACUUGGAAGUAUCAUGGAAAUGAUAUAUAGCUAGCUAUAAGAAAUAAACACACCAACCUCAAUCAAAUAUUAAAAAAAAAGCUACAAAAUGAUUUGUAGCCACUGUACUUCUUCCUUCAUGAUAGCAAUAACAUUAAUACUAAUACUGCAGCUUGGGAAAGGCCAGAAUAUCCCAUCCAAAGGGUGUCCCUUCAAUAUAUCUUGUACAAAUCAUAACAAGAUUCUUGAAAUACCUGCUUAUCCAGUCCCUAUAAAACUCAUAGUAAAUGACAUUAACUACACAUCACAAAUAUUACAAGCGCGUGAUCCAGAAAAUUGUCUUUCACGACUCUUAUUUGAGCACAAUUUCUCUUUAUCAAUUUUUCCUUUGCGGAUUGACGAUCUUCCUAAUUAUAGUUAUAAUGUUAGUUUCUUUGAUUGUUCUUCGCUAGGAGAUGGUUAUGCGAUAAAGGACACCCAUAUAAGCUUUGAUAAUCAGCAAUACCAAGACAUGAUUUCUUGUCCUAUUUAUAUCGCACAAUUUGAUGAAGAUGUGGUUCAAUCUAACCUUGUAUUCUGCACCAAACUGUCUCAACGAGUUUCGCCCCUUAUUCUUUCGCAAGAAUCUCUAUAUGAGAUACGACUAAAUUCAAUCACAUUGUCUUGGUCAGAAACAAAUCUUGACAAAGGAUGCUUCAAAUGCAAGCACAAAUCAAAGAAGAAGAUUAUUUUAACCUCUGCAGGUGUAGUCAUUGGCUCAACUAUGCUUGUUCUUAUAUUUGCCAUUUUCCAAAUAUAUGGCUAUUUUAAGAUGAAAGAUGAAGAUUAUGAAAGAAUUGAAAACUUUUUGAAGGAUUACAGAGCUUUAAAGCCAACUAGGUUCUCUUAUGCAGACUUAAAGAGAAUUACACAUAAUUUUACAGAUAAGUUAGGUGAAGGGGCUCAUGGUGCUGUUUAUAAAGGUAAAUUGUCGAACCAAAUUUUGGUUGCUGUGAAGAUUCUUAAUAAUGCAGAGGGAGACGGGAACGAGUUCAUAAAUGAAGUGGGAACUAUGGGCAAAAUUCACCAUCUCAACGUAGUUCGUUUGCUUGGCUUCUGCGCAGACGGAUUUCGUCGUGCUUUAGUGUAUGACUUUUUUCCAAAUGGUUCAUUGGAGAAAUUCAUUUCUCCUUCGAACAGCAAAGAUAAUUUCCUUGGAUGGGAUAAGUUAGAACAAAUUGCUCUAGGCAUAGCUAAUGGCAUCGAGUAUCUCCACCAAGGUUGUGAUCAAAGAAUUCUACACUUUGAUAUCAAUCCUCAUAAUAUCUUGAUAGAUGAUAAUUUCACUCCCAAAAUCACGGAUUUUGGUUUGGCUAAGAUGUGUUCGAAAAAUCAAAGUAUUGUAUCCAUGACUACAGCUAAGGGAACAUUAGGCUACAUGGCACCUGAAGUUUUUUCAAGAAACUUCGGAAAUGUCUCAUAUAAGUCUGAUAUAUAUAGUUAUGGUAUGUUGCUAUUAGAGAUGGUUGGAGGAAGAAAGAAUACAAAAACAACUAGUGGCGAAGAAAAUGUUCAAGUUGAGUAUCCAGAAUGGAUCCAUAAUUUGCUUGAAGGAGGAGAUAUACAAAUCCCUAUCGAUGAAGAAGGAGAUUUCAAAAUUGCAAAAAAACUAGCAACCGUGGGACUUUGGUGUAUCCAAUGGCACCCUUUGCAUCGUCCUCCAAUGAAAGCUGUGGUACAAAUGCUUCAAGGAGAGGGGGACAAAUUAAAAGUACCAAGCAAUCCUUUCGGACCAACAACUACGACUAGUACAAUUGCUAAUAUUGGUGUAGAACGUAUGAAUUUGGAGUUGGAUGUGAUUGAAGAGUUAGAUUAGGUCUAUACUAAUUAUAAAUGUAUCUACUUUUUAACAAAGUAUUAUGUUUGUGAAUUUAGCCAUUUAGGGACAUGUACACUGAAAAUGGAAAUGUCAUAUGAAAAUUUUAAUUGAUAUUGAUUUAUGAGAGUGUUACUACUUACUUA
Messenger RNA from Trifolium pratense (red clover), 2044 nucleotides. Its product is annotated as rust resistance kinase Lr10-like. Lineage: Eukaryota; Viridiplantae; Streptophyta; Magnoliopsida; Fabales; Fabaceae. Gene Ontology annotation, molecular function: ATP binding; protein kinase activity. Gene Ontology annotation, biological process: protein phosphorylation. The record is from RefSeq and is a predicted model, not a curated record. The transcript has 2 exons. Bases 153 to 1898 code for a protein of 581 amino acids.